Messenger RNA from Colletotrichum truncatum, 1497 nucleotides. RefSeq lists its product as uncharacterized. Gene Ontology annotation, molecular function: protein binding. NCBI's taxonomy places the organism in Eukaryota, Fungi, Ascomycota, Sordariomycetes, Glomerellales, Glomerellaceae. The record is from RefSeq and is a predicted model, not a curated record.
AUGGACAGCCUCAAAUCAGUUGAACCUCAAAUGGAGAAUCUAAGUUUGGUAGAUACUGAAGCUAUGUCGCUGGAAAGUUUACCGACCGAGAUCAUUCACCGCAUUGCCUCUUAUUGCGAGGUCAAAGAUAUUCACAAUCUCACCAGUGUCUCUCAAGCGCUCAACACAUCAUGCAGCAAUCCUUACGUCUUUCAAGCUCAAUUUUGCCGUCAUGCGCCGAAUCCUGAGACUGAAGCGGUGCGAGACCAUUUUGCGCUCGCUCCAUUGAUCAACGCUGCAAUAACUACAAUCUAUCCGGCCAAGGCACCCAACCAACCGAGGCCGGAAGCAAGGACGAUCUGGUCCCAUCUAGCCGUCGUUGCCCCGAGACUCCCGGACCUCUCCGAUGAGCUAGACGAGCUAAUGCUGCCGUACCGAGCCGUGUCCUUCCAGCCGGCCGGCGGACUCAAAUUCCCCACCGCCGAGUUUUUGCAAAAGACGCGGAGCUUGGUCGGGACAUUUUCCACUUUCGCUGUUCUCGGAUGUAAAGUCAUAGUCUCGUUCUGGUCGCCCUCACUGAUCAUCUUUGCUAACGAGGAGACAGACAUCCCUGCCAUCGAUCUCGGUGUCGCGGCUGCUAUCCCCGGCCUGCUCAUCGCCCUCACCGAGCCUCACAACUGGUCUAUACACGUCUACAGCGAGACGGGUAUGGACCUGCUCGUGCGGCAACAGGCAUUCUGCCUCGCGCUGGGCCUCAUGCAAACGCAGGUCCUGAACAACAUGGGCGUCAUGACAUACCACCUCUCCAUGAUGGCCACCUGGGACAAGGAGGACACGGCCUUCUUCAAGUUCAAGCAGUCCUGGGAGGGCCGUCAGACCAUCGCCAUGCUGGCGCAGGCCGUCCUCGCUCAUCUUUUGCGCAGUAGUAUCCCCGGCCGACCGGUAAGCACCUAUCUGCCAUCACCCAGGAAGCUUCCAUUCGCAACAUGGCACGGCACAGGCGAGGUUGUCCUCGCGCUGCCGAAUCCUGCGCUACCCGAUACGGUCCAGCGUCGAAUCUCUGCCUUCUCCUCGUCUGAUGCCUGGCACCGUUGGAACCGCGCGUACGUGCGUCAUCUCGCGGACAAGUUGGAGGAGGGUGAGUGGUAUGGAUAUUUUACCUGGGAUACUGCGCGCAGCGAGACAACUUUUUUGGAAACCGGGCCCAUUGAGAACAUCCACUUCAAAUUGGGCGACAAAAAGUCCCCAAAACAGACAGUCGACGACAAUGUGCUCUUGGUAAGGGCAGACGGAUGCAAGGAGCCAGCUGGCACAUUCACUUUUGACGGCGAAUUCCAUAAAGAAUCGCAGAGCAUUGUGCUGAGGAAGAUUCACCCCGACGGAAUCGAGUACAACUUUCGCGGAUGGUUCACACCGCUUGGCAUCGCAGGCACACUCGAUCCUUCGCCGUGGGGGAUGCCGGGAUGGUUCUGGCUAUGGAAAAAGGAAUGGAUGAGCGAGGCGGAGUCGAGUUUGUAG